Prunus dulcis (almond) is the source of this 2270-nucleotide messenger RNA. RefSeq names its product zinc finger protein ZAT4-like. The record is from RefSeq and is a predicted model, not a curated record. The coding region runs from base 527 to 2146 and encodes 539 amino acids. The transcript is spliced from 2 exons. Lineage: Eukaryota; Viridiplantae; Streptophyta; Magnoliopsida; Rosales; Rosaceae.
AUGGAUUUCUCCUCCAAAUAUAGUCAAGUUCACAGGGAGAGAAAAUAGUGUGUGAGAGAGAGAGAGAAACAAACGCUCGCUCACUCACUCUCGCUUUUAAUUUCUUCUUUGGCCUGUUCAUCUCCAUCAUUACCAACAAAGCCAAGCCAACACCACCUCACACCUCACCCUCUUCAAAUUCUGUAUCUUUUUCUCUAUUUUCAACUACCCAAGAACAGAACAGAAGAGAACAGAAACAGAGGAGCAGAGCAGAGCUACUAAUUCUCUGGAAGAGUAAAAGCUACUACAUAUUUCACUGUCAGAUCUUUUUUCAUGCUAACAUAACUCUGAAAUCUGGGAUUUCUUCUUCUUUGUUGGUUAGCUCAAAGAGCAACAGCAUCGACCUUGAUCUGAUGCAAAUUUCACUCCUAAUUUGAGCUUUCACCUUGAUUUUCUGAUCUGGGUUCUGUCAUUUCUCUUUGGAGAUUUGAAGCCUCUUUAGCUUGGCCGAUCUUUACUGUUUCCUUUAUUGGAAGAAUUUUGAUCAAUGGAAUUGGAAGAUCAACAAUUCAAGCAUCUAUGCAAGUACUGCAGCAAGAGCUUUCCCUGUGGUAGAUCCUUGGGAGGUCACAUGAGGUCUCACUUGACCAAUAAUUCGGCAGAACCAGAGGAAAAACUCAUAAUCGGCAAAGUUAAACUCCCAUCGGCCAACAAUGUUAAUUCUGAUUUUGAAACCGGACCUCAUCAUCAGCCAGGUUAUGGCCUCAGAGAGAACCCCAAGAAGACUUGGAGGCUUGCAGAUUCAAGCGAGGACACUUCACUUCUCCCUGACAAGUUUUGCAGAGAAUGUGGUAAAGGGUUUCAGUCUUGGAAAGCUCUGUUUGGUCACAUGAAGUGCCACUCAGAGAAAGAAAGAGUUGUUAAUUCCAUCAAUAGCUUUGAUGAGGAAGAAGAAGAAGAUUCUUGGACUUGUGCCAACCAAAAGCUAGUCAUGGACAGCCAAUCUGACAACGAAACUACUACUCCCAACAGGAGAAGAAGAUCGAGACGAAGAAGAACAAGGUACAUGGGCACAACAACCUCCUCUUCCAAUUUCUCUAUUGCUAAUGCUGCCACUUCCUCUGUUUCUGAGAUUGAGCAAGAACAAGAAGAGGUUGCUCUGUGUUUAAUGAUGCUUAAAAGGGAUGCGGGUCACUGGGGUGGCUUGAAAUUUGUAGCACAUGACUCCUCUGAUAACAAUUCUGUGUUCUCUGAAGCUCCUUCAUCAGGUCGAACAAAUCGGGUUAAGGCUGAUAUUAAGGGUAAAGUUUCUGUCUGCAGUGGUAUUGAGAUUUUGAAACUGAAGAAGAAACUUAAUAAAAAGACAUUGGAGCUUGGAAAUUUGGAUUCUGAUUUUUCAAAACAUGGGUCUAGGAUGAAAAAAGAAGAACUUUCUGCUGUUGGGUUUUCCAAAAAUGAUAAAUUGGACAAGAAAAUGGAGUUAGCUCAACCUCAAUUGGGUUCAAACAACAAGUGCAAUUCAAGCAAGAGAAAAUUCCAGGAGAGUUAUGAUUUUGAGUCAAGGUCAGAGCAAUCUCUGAAAACAUUGAACACAACUAGAGGUGAUGUUUUAGAUUCUGAAGCAGCCUGCAAGAGUUCACAAAAGAGAAGCAAAUUUGAGUGCACUACUUGCAACAAGGUUUUUAGGUCAUACCAAGCUCUAGGAGGCCAUAGAGCAAGUCAUAAAAAGAUCAAAGGAUGCUUUGCCUCAAAAGUUGAAAGCAGUGAAAACACCAUUGAAACAGAGCUCUCUCCUGAGCCAACAUCAGACAGUAAGCUCAGCAAGUCUUGCAACAAUGAAAACCCCAUUGAGCAUGAUGUUAAAGCUGAGAUUAGUACAGAGAAUAAAGGUCAUGCUUGUCCAAUUUGUCUAAAAGUUUUCCCCUCAGGCCAAGCCUUGGGUGGUCACAAGAGAUCCCAUUUGAUUGGUGGUUCAGCUGAGAAUAAAAACAGCCAAACCGUUGUAAUUCAGAAACCUGCAGCACCUGAAGUCAGGGACUUUCUUGAUCUCAAUCUCCCUGCUCCUGUUGAAGAAGAGAGCAGUAGCAGCCAUGCUGCGGCCUUUAAGCCAUGGUGGGUUGGAAGCAGUCAUAAGCAUGAGGCCCUUGUAGGCCUCAUCUCCAACUGAGUUUCCUAUUUAAUUCCUGCCCAUGAUGGUUUCCAAUCCAAUAAAGAUUCAAGAGUGUACAGAUACAUAUUUCUGGACAUUAAUUCAUUAAUUCUUUGCAGAUUUUAGAGUUUGCUGAGGCAUU